Molecule: messenger RNA, 893 nt
Organism: Taeniopygia guttata (zebra finch)
Lineage: Eukaryota; Metazoa; Chordata; Aves; Passeriformes; Estrildidae
Gene: SPACA9
Product: sperm acrosome associated 9
Cellular component (GO): sperm flagellum; ciliary base; acrosomal vesicle
Source: RefSeq, a predicted model, not a curated record
ACGGCGGCGGGGCCGAGGCCUGCGGCCUGCGCUGUCCGCCCGCCCGCCCCGCUCAUCCCGCUCAUCCCGGCCCCUCCCGGAGAGCUCCGCACCGCCGACCCCAAACCCAGCAAUAAGGAAACAUGGUAAACAUGAACGAGGUGGUGGAGGCCCUGAGGAAGAUCGAGGAGAAAUACAAGCUUUUCCAGCAGCAGCAGUUCACCUUUAUCAGAGCACUGGAGCGCACCCGGGAGGAAGCCCACGAUUUGAUCAGACCUGUGUCAUCCAUUGUCCAGGUGCAGUGCUACAAGGACCACCACUGCUACAACUCCACAGACAGGCGCAUCCUCAACAUGUUCAUCUCCAUCUGCAACGAGCUCCGCUGCCUCUGCCAGAGGAUGGAAACGGUGCACCCAGGGGACAGCGUCACCAACGGCCUUUUGGAGAAGUGCAAAGUGCUCCUUAACGACAGCAACGACCUCAGUGCCCUUCGAGCCACCUACCCCCACCCCGUUGUGAACUACCUGAGCUUGGAAGAAGCAAGGCAUCGCUAUGGAGGGGUGGUGAGCAUCCUGCCCAUCGUUAUAGACAACAUGAAGGAAUGGGUCACCUACUCCAAGAGGCAUCUGCUCCCUAAUGUGAGUGGAGCACAUGCCGUGGCCAAGGAGGAGACUCCCCCUUCCAAAAGAGCACCUGCUGGGCUCUCUGCAGCUCAGACCUCCAACAGUAACAAAAAUACUGUACAAUUGCAGGACAGACAAUGCCAGAUGUGCAAGUAUGAAGACCCACGUUUGGGAAAGAAAGCUCCCUGGAGGCCACCAGGCAAACACCCCUAUUAAAAGAUCAAAGCUCCUGCAUCAUCUGCUCACCACCUUUAAGCACCUGGCUGAUCAAAUACAGUGCAAUGAACACUA